AUGGCAGACACAAAUGUAGUGACUCCGGCUGUUGCUCCGAUUGAGGCCACAACUCCCACAAAACCAAAACAUGUUGGACCUAGACCGCCCUCUAAGUUCCAGCAAUUGAACAAACUUUACGGGCUUCCUGCUCCCAUUCGAACAUUUCCUCUUCCUACUCUCAUACCCCACAAUCCACUUUCACUUUUCCAUAUUCUUUAUGUUUGGUUGUCACAGACAAUCAAUCGUCCUUCGUCACAUUUUGAUACCCUUUAUCAAGGAUGGUUCUCACCUGAAACGCGAUCCGUUCAUAUAACAGACUUUCGGUCUAUAAGAGGUCUCUGGGAGCAAGGUUUCUAUGGGAAGGGAAGUCUGAGUCGCAGUGAACCGAGUUGGCUGACGCGAGAGAAAAAGCGACGGGGCGUUUCAAAGGCGAUUGCAAGCGAGGAUGUCACAAGAAAACGUCGUGCCGAUCGUCAACAAACCAAGUGGGAGCGGGCGAGAAAAGAAAGAGAAGCUAUUGAUCAAACUUUAUUAGCAGAAGCACAGGCAAAGGAAUUAUCCCAAUCCAACAUUGUUGUUCCAUCUGAAGAGGACAUUGUAGUCGAAGUUGACAAUCUCCCCGCUUCUGCUGAGUCAAAUCCGAAAAUGAUGUUAGUGUUGACUAGCAUCACAUUACCGGAGGCGCCCACUGGACCAAUGCAGCUGCUUGCCCUACCCAACUCAUCUAUUGAGGUCGUAAGACUCAGCCGCCAAAGAGCCAUUGUCUCGAGUGCAGUGAAUGCCGAUGAGGUUGCGUCUUCAAAUAUCGCGUCAUUCAUCGCACCUACCGGACCCGUGAGCAUUCUUGCACUGCCAAACUCUCUCGUAGAACUUAAUCUUUUGAGACGUCAAGACAAUACGAAUUUGUUGUUCUCACCAACGAUUACCACGAUUGUGGAAAAACAAGUAUCUAAGUCUAAUGUACCUUCAGCUCCGGUGGGUCCUCGGGAAUUGCUAGCUCUCCCAAACUCCACAACUGAUGCUUCCGCAACCUUUGAUGAAUUAAAUCCUGGCAUCGAAGAUGAGACCUCGAAAGAACACCUUAGUCGCUCAACAUAUAUUGGGGUUGAUGGCAGUCCAAUUACAACACAAGAAAAAGUUAUACCCCUUGACAGUUCAACGCCCAUCGCCACUAGCGUUGAAGUCAAUGUAAUUGAUGCUCCGCUGACACCAGCCUCCACUGUUUCUGUUCAGAACAGCGCAUCUGAUGGCGAUGUACCUGAGAAUAGUUCAUCUACAUCUGUAUCAGACCGCCAGAAGAGUGUUCAAUUUUCCCCAACCGUAGAACAAACCACCUUCUUGCCAUCGCAACCACCAAGUCCUGAGCGUGCUGUGACUAGUACCGAAGAGAAGCCAGAGACGAUCUCUGAACUGGUUAUGGAUGAGAAUAUGGUGAUUGAAGAUCAAGAACACUUUCAAUUAACCAUGGAAGAGGCGUUCUUUCUCUCAUACGGAUUAGGAGCACUGACUGUUCUUGAUCCCGUCACCAAAUUCGCACUUUCAAAUCAAGAUUUGUUUUCAUUAUUCAGAAAAUCGUCUUACUUCCCACCAACUUCAAACCCGAGUCUAUCAACGGAUGAUCCAUUCCUCGUGAAUUACGUUGUUUAUCAUCAUUUCCGUUCUUUGGGCUGGGUCGUGCGUGGUGGAACAAAAUUCUCGGUUGAUUAUCUACUUUAUAAUCGUGGUCCAGUUUUUAGUCAUGCUGAAUUCGCUGUUCUGAUCCUCCCAUCAUACAGUGAUCCUUACUGGUCCAGUGGUCCAUUCUUGCAGAAUUAUGUGAAAGGCAAACAGGAGAGAAGCUGGCCAUGGAUGCAUUGCAUCAAUCGAGUCAUUACACAGGUUAAGAAGACUUUGAUUUUGGUUUACGUGGAUAUACCCGCACCUGUCGAUGGAAACAUUAAGGCGAAUAGCGUUGAUGAAUUACUUGGGAAAUACAAAGUGAGGGAAGUUGUCCUCAAACGUUGGUCACCCAAUCGUAGUCGGGACUAG
This is a messenger RNA of Botrytis sinoallii, 2010 nucleotides long. RefSeq lists its product as uncharacterized. The transcript has 2 exons. Lineage: Eukaryota; Fungi; Ascomycota; Leotiomycetes; Helotiales; Sclerotiniaceae. The record is from RefSeq and is a predicted model, not a curated record. Gene Ontology annotation, biological process: tRNA-type intron splice site recognition and cleavage; tRNA splicing, via endonucleolytic cleavage and ligation. Gene Ontology annotation, cellular component: tRNA-intron endonuclease complex. Gene Ontology annotation, molecular function: nucleic acid binding; tRNA-intron lyase activity. The coding region runs from base 1 to 2010 and encodes 669 amino acids.